UCCCAAAAUACCGCCCCCUCUCUCUUGGGGUCGAAAUCUCCUAAUUCUCGCUGUCAAACUCAAACCCUCGCUUCUCUCCCCAAAACCUCUCUCCCGCGCCCAUUCUCUCGUCUUCUCUCCCCAUCUCCUUCCCCUCAUCUCCUUCUUCUCCUCUGUAAUUCUCCUUGGAUGUCCUUUUUUCGAUCGCCGAGGUGCUAGGGUUUCGCCGCCGCCGGCCGCUUGAGCGCCGCCCCGCCGGAUCGCGAGAGAGAUGGUCCUGGGUUCGAGGCUGGACGGCGGGAGUCAGAUAGUCUCCGUUCGGAUUAGAAAGACCAUCCAGUCCAUCAAGGAGAUCGUCGGCGACCACUCCGACUCCGAUAUUUAUGCCAUGCUCCAGGAGACCAACAUGGAUCCCAACGAGACGGCCCAGAAAUUGCUCAACCAGGGUCCAUUUCACGAGGUUAAAAGGAAAAGGGACAAAAGGAAAGAACAUACAGGGUAUAUGGGUUCUGGUGAUACUAAAACAAGUGUGGAACACAACGUACAAUGGACGAAAUCUCAUGCUUCAUGGGAUCGAAAUGCUCGGAGAGAUGGUUUUACUGGAAAACUGGCACCUGGAAUCAGCCGAGAAUUUCGUAUUGUGAGGGACAACAGAGUAAACCAAAGUGCCAAUAGGGAUGUUAAGCCAGAGUCAAUUCAACAUUCAGCUUUUGGCAGUGAACAAGUUGUAUCAAACGUUCUGGAGAACAGCUCUGCUUGGGUUCCAAUCGAUCAGAAGAACAUGGUUUCCAAGAACUCGGAGGGGCACAUCCCAUCUCGAGGUGGAAGUGAGCCCCGUCAUUCUGGAGCAGAUCAUGCCAAAUAUGCAGGCUCAGGUGGCAGUCAUAAGCCAUUACUACCCGAAGAGACACAACCAACAGUCUCUACUUCACAGGCACAGGAGGUCCCCAAUAGUUCGAAGUCACAAUCUAAAUUGACAUCAACCAACUCUAUCAUUGGGGUGUGCUGUUCAUCUUCAGAUCCAGUUCAUGUUCCAUCUCCUAGUUCCAGAUCAGCUGGAACAGUUGGUGCUAUUCAGCGUGAAAUAGGAGCAGUGGGUGUUCGGAAACAGUCUUCUAAUCAUCCAACUUCUCAUUCAUCUGUUUCAAGUGGUUCCUUUUCAGUUCCUUUAUCAGGAAAAGAUACCUCAUUGCUUGCAAAAUCAUCGAUUCAAUCUGCUGCAGUGUCUAAGAACAAUCAAUUCAUCCAAACACCUUCUUCAGAGCCUAUCUUGUCUAGCACAUCUUUUAGCAGAUCAUUUUCAGUUGGUCAACACCAUAGCAGGCAGCCUGUGGGUCAUGGGAAAGCCAUGCAGUCCAACAUGGAGUGGAAACCAAAAUCAAUUCAGAAGGCGGCUGCGAUUAGUCCUGGUGUGAUUGAAACAGGUUCAACCUUUUCCCAUGCUGAUGGUUCUGGUAGCUCAAACCCAGCGGAUGUUCCUGGCUUGUCAGAGAAACUUUCACAAAUUAACAUUUUGGAAACUCAGCAUGUAAUCAUACCUCAGCAUCUUCAAGUGUCAGAGUCUGAACAUACGCAACUGACAUUUGGUAGUUUUGGAGCUGGUUUUGACUCCACCAAGGGGUUCACAUCUGCUUCUCAGGCUUCUGAAAAUGCACAAGAGACCAGCAAUGAACCUACUCUAAGUAUACUAGCAACUGGCCCACUGGGCUCCAGCGAGGAUGCCUCUGCCGCUGACCAAGGAGAUUUUGUGGAUGGCCAAUCUAGAACUUCCCAACCUGACUCUACCACAUCAUCUACAGAAUCUGAGGAAGCACAACCUGAAAAUAGCGGGUCCUUAAGCCCUCAUAAUAUUGGGAGUUUCGAGGAAAUUGGGUUGGUCCAAAGCCCAAGCCCUCCCUACAGUUCAGCAGAACCACAGCAACUACAGAAUUCAUCAACCCUGUCAAGCUUCCUGGCAUACGACCCCCAAAUGAGUUAUGGUGCCCCAUUUUUUAGGACGAUGAUGGAAGAAAAUGUGAGCUCACAAGGUUUAUCUUCACUGUCUGAGGCCCUGAACUCGCAUUCAAUGAGCAGCAGCUCUUCAAGCUUUGCCAUGGUUCAGCAGCCACCACCAAUUCAGCCACAGCAGCAGCCAGUAGCUCAGUUGUAUCCACAAGUUCCCAUCUCACACUACCCGAAUUUUGUGCCAUAUCGUCACUUAUUUUCUCCAGUUUAUGUCCCACAAAUGGCCAUGCCGAACUAUUCAAACAACCCUGCAUAUCCUCAUCCAUCAAAUGGGAACAACUAUUUUCUGAUGCCGGGAGCAAACUCGCACGUAACUGCAGGUAGCAUGAAGUAUGCUACCUCACAGUAUAAACCUGUUCCUGUAGGAAGCCCAACCGGGUAUGGAAACUAUGCUAAUCCUGCUGGAUUCACCAUCAAUUCUCCUGGUACUAUUGGCAGUGCUGCUGGCCUUGAAGAUGUAAGCAGGAUAAAAUACAAAGACAACAGCCUCUAUGUUCCAACACCCCAGGCAGAGACAUCUGAUAUCUGGAUUCAGACGCCACAAGAGCUUUCGAGCUUGCAAUCUGCACCAUAUUAUAAUUUAUCUGGGCAAGCACCACAUGCAGUUUACAUGCCAACCCAUGCUGGUCAUGCUUCGUUCAAUGCCGCAGCACAGUCAUCUAAUGUUCAAUAUCCAGGCUUGUACCAUCCACCACAGCCGGCCUCCGUCGCGAGUCCCCAUCAAAUGGUGCACCAGCAGGUCCCAUCAGCCCUGGGUGCGAGCGUUGGAGUUGGAGUUGGAGUGGCACCUCCUGGACCCCAGAUCGGGGCCUAUCAGCAGCCCCAGCUUAGUCACCUGAAUUGGAUGGCCAACUUUUGAAGGGGUGGUAUCAUAUGGUCAGGGAUGGAAGUAGCAUCAUACACAGAUAGGUGCUGAAGCUUUAUUUGUAAUGGAAAGCACUCUUUUUUACUGUAUGGCAAGCCAAGCCAAAUCUAAGUAAUAGUCAUUCUUGUCUGGUGCUUUUGCCUCGUAGAUCAACUAGUCUAAUACCCCACUGGAAUGACCCUAACCUGUAUCACAUAUUAUGCAUUCUGGGAUGCUGGAGUUGAGCAUAUCUGAUAUGAAUAAUUGACAACAGGUGUUUAUAAAGCUGACUGAAAUUUGUGGAAAGAGAGAUGUAAUAAAAUAUUUUUGAGAUGGUGAUUUCUAUAGAA
Phoenix dactylifera (date palm) is the source of this 3177-nucleotide messenger RNA. RefSeq lists its product as uncharacterized. The record is from RefSeq and is a predicted model, not a curated record. Lineage: Eukaryota; Viridiplantae; Streptophyta; Magnoliopsida; Arecales; Arecaceae. Gene Ontology annotation, molecular function: protein binding.